AUUUAAAGGUUAUAACGAAAAUAAAUAACAUUUUAUUUUAUUCACAGUUAAUUAUAAAAACUUAACAAUGGGUGAACGAAAGGGUGUAAACAAAUAUUACCCACCUGACUAUGACCCGCGAGUCGGGGGUCUCAACAAAUUCCUUGGUACCCAUGCCCUUAGAGAAAGAGCUAGGAAAAUCGACAAAGGGAUAAUUAUCAUACGUUUUGAGAUGCCCUACAAUAUCUGGUGCGAGGGCUGCAAAAAUCAUAUAGGUAUGGGUGUAAGGUACAACGCCGAGAAAACCAAAGUAGGAAUGUAUUACACUACACCUGUUUAUGAAUUUAAAAUGAAAUGCCACUUAUGUGAUAACCAUUUUGUGAUAAAAACAGACCCGGGUAAUUUGGACUAUGUGAUAUUGUCCGGAGCUCGAAGACAAGAAAAUAGAUGGGAUCCCACAAAAAAUGGACAAGUCGUUCCAGAAACCAAAGAAAUACAAAAAAGGUUAUUUGAUGAUUCUAUGUUCAAACUGGAACAUGGGAGUGAAGACAAAAAUACAGCAGAAAGUGCUAAACCUGGUUUAGUAAAAUUGUUCAAUAGAAAUGAAGAUGUUUGGGCAGAUUGUUAUACAGCUAAUCAGAUGCUAAGAACACAAUUCAGGAAAGCAAAUUAUGAUUUGAAGCAAAAAACAUCAGAUGAUCAACUAUUGCUUAAAAAAUCAAGUUUAGACAUUCCCCUUUUACCGGAAAGAGAAGAAGAUAAACGUUUAGCCAUCCUCUUGAGCAUGAAACUGCAACCUUCAAAAACCCUGUCGAAAAAUAUGGAAUCUAUAAGAAAUGAAAUAAUAUCACAAUCUUCUUUACCAACGAGCAAUUUUUCAAGAAGCAAAGAAGAUAAGGCCAUGAAGAUUUUGAAUCAGAGCAAAAAGGAUUUGGGUAUAAAAAGAAAGAGUGUUGUGGUGGAUGAAGAUCAUAAAAAGAUGAAAAUUGGACCCAAAGAAGAUCAAUCCAAUAUAAAUAAAAUAUGUGAAGGAAAUGUCACAUUAGAUGGGGAAAACCUAGAAAUUCGUUCUGGAUCUGUUAUACAGUUAUCAGAUAAACAUUCCCUAGCAACUGAAUGCCCUGAAAUAGCAAGUGAGUCAGGUUUAGACCAUGUCACAACUGAAUCAAACACCGAAGAACCAAAAUCAUUGCCUUCUACUUCUUUAGUUGGCGAUUAUGGAUCUUCAAGUGAUUCUGAACCAAACAAUUUUGAAUCAAUAGAAGUUGAGAGUCUGGACCAAUUCAGAUAAUGAAAUAGUGAAAUAUGAAAAGUAAAAAAGAUUUUUAACUCAAUCAUGAUAGGAAAGAUUGUUUUGAAUGUUCUAAUGAAUGUAUUAUUUGCUGGUCAUCUUAUAUCUUACAUGCCAGUUAAUAAUUAUGAAUAUGAAAUCUUUUGGUUAGGAUGUUGGAUUAUAUUUUCGAUUAUACAGACAUUAGAUACAUAAUCUUGCCUAUUUGUUGUUUGCAACAUGAAACUGGAACAGUGUUUAGAAAGAGAUAAUGUCCUAUCUACAAUUUGAUUAGAAUAUUUUGGGAGAUCUAUACAGAUUUUGGCUACAUUUCAGAGAAAAUGAAGAUCAGUUACUUGUUAAUUAUUGUAAUUCUUGUAUUAUAAACAAAUGUUGGGGUAAUAUGUGAU
Molecule: messenger RNA, 1659 nt
Organism: Psylliodes chrysocephalus
Lineage: Eukaryota; Metazoa; Arthropoda; Insecta; Coleoptera; Chrysomelidae
Source: the annotation of a GenBank genome assembly